Capsella rubella is the source of this 1589-nucleotide messenger RNA. RefSeq lists its product as uncharacterized. The coding region runs from base 100 to 633 and encodes 177 amino acids. NCBI's taxonomy places the organism in Eukaryota, Viridiplantae, Streptophyta, Magnoliopsida, Brassicales, Brassicaceae. The record is from RefSeq and is a predicted model, not a curated record. The transcript has a single exon.
UUCUCACUUAACUCAUAAACAACAACAACAACAAGUCAACACUUUAAAAAGUAAGGAUUUGUUUAUUUAACUCUGGUGACUAGUGAUCUCUUUCACUCAAUGGAUAUAGGAGCAAGAAGAAGGACGCAUAGUAGUAGUAGAAGGGUUCCUUCAACAAUGGGAAGUGAAGUGGAAGAAGAGUUUCAAGAAGAAGAUGUGUGGUCGGUUCUUAGAGAAGGUGAAACUUCAGGUCUUGAAAUGAAGAUACCCAAAAGUCAUUUCUCCUCUUCCUCAUCAUCUUCUUCUUCUUCUUCUUCACCGUGGAAGAUUCAUAGAAGCAACAAGGAGGUCUCGGGGGUAAAACAGUCAUCGGCACCUAUGAAUGUUCCUGAUUGGUCCAAGGUUUAUGGUGGUGACUCAAAGAGCACGAGCAGGAGGAGUAGCCAUUUGCGUUUUCAUCAUGGCGACGACAAGGAUGGUGGUGAAGAUGACGAUGGUUGCAUGGUUCCUCCACAUGAAUGGGUUGCAAGAAAGCUAGCAAGAACACAGAUCUCUUCAUUCUCUAUGUGCGAAGGAGUUGGAAGAACACUCAAAGGAAGAGAUCUAAGCAAAGUGAGAAAUGCUGUCUUGUCAAAAACUGGUUUCUUGGAGUAAGUAGGAUUAUAAUAAUAUCUUAUCGACUCAUCAUCAUCAUCAUGAGUUCAUCAAUCAUCAUCCAUGUGCAUGAAUCACAUAACUCUUGUUUUAACAUUAUAUCAUCAUGAAAAAACUCAACUUUUAUGGUAUCCACAUCAUCAUCAUUAUCAAUGUCAUUGUCGUCAUCAUCAUGUGGGGAUCACUAUACCAAGAGUCUUUUGUUAAGUUUUUAUUAUUAUUAUUUUUUCAAUGUGUUAUCUCUAUAUUUAUAGAGUAGAUAAGUAUCAUAGUGAUGAUGAUGACUUAUCUACCCCAUGCAUGGGUCCCUUUUUUUUAUUUUUCUUCUGUUGUGUUUUCUCUUUGAAGUUUGUACUAGAGAGCCUAGAGAAGAGGAGGCAUAUCCUUUGGUACCUUUUUUAAUUAGAGAGCUUAUUUGAGUUCUUCUUCACCAUGUUUGGUGAAAGUCUUUGUCCUUUGCUAUCGAUAUCAUGUAAUAUAUAAACUAUGCACCUUUUUGUUAGCAUUAUUAGCUAUGUCUAUCAUAUCACUAAUCAAUCGUAGGAUAUGAGAUGUUUUUGGAGAAGUCUACUAGCAAGAAGUCAUUAACAAUGCCAAAACUAAACCGUUUAAAUUGGACUACUUUUGAUUUCCAUAAUGAAAUGCUAAGUUUAGGAUUCUUAAGAUUAUUCAACCACACCAUUCGAUCUACUAAUAUUAUAUAUUCAUAUUAUUCUUUCAUGAUAUUAUAAAGAUUGAAACUUUGAAAGAAUUCAUGAUAUAUUUUCAUGAUAAUGGCAGAGAGUGAUCUCUCUAUAGAAUAAAAUGUGGUUAAUAGAAGAAGAUCAAUGAAUAGCAAGAAACUAGAAAACAUCAAAUAAAUUGAUGUGAAAUUCUUAUGGACAAUGUAAAUCACACUGUCACGAUAUAGAAAACCCUAAACAUAAAAAAUAGUAAUACAAACAAAUAAUAAGAAU